AUGGGCGACAGAUCUUUUGAGGCUGGCUCUCAAAACUACGGCGUCGUCUACGAACAACCUCCGCCAGCACCCUUUUUGGCAGCACCACUUGCGCUCUCUCCAUCUCCCAUAACCACGCCCCCCAAGUAUCGCGCUAUCCAACCUCGGCCCAGUGAAUGCGGCCCCGACGCCGAAAAGCUCGAUGACAAGCUGAAAGUCAAGCCUCGGAGGCGUCGAAGGAGUAAAACGCGCCGGAAUCGCCCACGGCGGCCACAAGAGAGAAGUGGCGAGUCAAAGUCAGUCCAACUCGAGGCGGAUGUCAACAAGACCCAGGAGCGAGAGGUUUGGAUUGCCUAA
Penicillium concentricum is the source of this 336-nucleotide messenger RNA. RefSeq lists its product as uncharacterized. The record is from RefSeq and is a predicted model, not a curated record. NCBI's taxonomy places the organism in Eukaryota, Fungi, Ascomycota, Eurotiomycetes, Eurotiales, Aspergillaceae. Bases 1 to 336 code for a protein of 111 amino acids. The transcript is spliced from 2 exons.